GCGCGGCCCCGCCUCUCUCAUCAUCCCGUGCAGUAGCGCAGCUGCGGAGAUGCUGGGACGGUGUCGCGCACCGCUGUCCGUGCUCCUCGUCUUCCUCCCUCAGUGAAACCGAAGAUGAACCACAAACACUACAACGGGAGGACUUAACGCGUAGCAGCCCCUUCUCCAUUUUAUCUGACUUUAACACGUUCGUGUUUGAGUUUAUUCCCGGUGAAAAUGGCGACGGGGGCAGGCUGGCAGCCACAGUACAACACCUCGACUACCAAAUAUACCCCCGUUCCGGCGUCCAGCAUGUUUUACGACGGGAAUUUAACACUGGAAUACACUCAAGACAUGCAUUUGAAGAUGAGCAAGAAGAUAGCACAACUAACCAAGGUAAUUUAUGCUCUCAACACCAAGAACGAUGAACACGAAGAAGAAAUUGAGUCUUUGAAAGAAGCCCACGAGGAUGAGGUGCAGCAUAUUGUGACAGAAACCAGAGACAAGAUCAUGCAGUACAAGAGCAAGAUGGCGGACGAGGCAGACCUGAGGCGGCGGCUGGCCAGUCUGGAGGAAUCUGUCGAACUCCAUGAACACAUGAAGAGACAGGCUUUAGCAGAGUUUGAGAUGUACAGACAGAGAAUGGAGGACUCCCAGCUCUGCACCGAGGCCCAACACACACAGAGAGUGGUCUCUAUGAGCAGAGAGGUGGAGGAAAUGCGUCGGGAUUUUGAGGAAAAGCUGCGAGCGUUCAGCCAGGCUCAGGCCCAGUUUGAGGCGGAAAAGAGGCGAGCGCUGGAGGAUCUGAGGACCACCCACCGCCAGGAGGUGGAGGAACUCCUCGACAACCAGCAGAACCAGAGCGUCACCUCCACUGAAGACCAGGAGAAACUGGCUGAGCUCCAUAGACAAGAGGUGGAGGCAUUGAUGGAGAAAGUGGAGGAGCUAACAAAGGAUAAGGUGAAUCUGGUGGAGGAGUACGAAUCCAAGCUGGCCAAGGCUCAGGAGUAUUAUGAGAGAGAGCUGGAGGCUAUGAGGAGAACACACCAGCUCACCACUGAGAACCUGCUGGCCUGGAAAAGGACCGAGGUCGAGCUUCGUAAGGAGUUCCAGGCUCAGGAGGCGGCACUGCAGCGCUCGCUGUCCAAGCUGAGGAGCGAACUUCAGAAAGCCCAGGAGGAGGCCAGAGAAAACCGAGACAAGACCAACAGGCUGCAGACGUCUCUGGCCAACGCCGAUGGAACUAUCAAGAAUCUGCACAAGCAGCUGGAAGAAGCCAUCCAGGAUGGAGAGAUCUGGGUGAUGCAGCUGAAGGACACAGAGUAUGAGCUCGAAGGCAGCAGGGAGCGAGUUCAACAGCAGGCAACUGAAAUCCUCCACAAAGCCAGUCAGAUCGGCUCUCUGCAGGCCACCCAGAUGGCUCAUGAGGCGACCAUCAGGAACCUGGGCCAGGAGCAGAACCGGCUGAAAGAGAAGAUCAGCAGGCUGGAGGAGGAGAGAGAGGCUCUGCUCAACCAAAGCCAAGCUGCCAACGAACAGCACAAGCAACAAGUGCUCAAACUAGAACAGUCUCUGCGUGAGGAGCACCAGGGUUACGAGAAGGAGCUCUCCAGACUGAGAGCGCACUACGAGGAGGAGACACUUCGCUUCAAGGAGGCGCAGGUCAAAGCGCUGGAGGAGAUGGAGGACAAGCACCAAGCCAUGACGGAGGAGGCCCAGAAGGAGAAAGAGGAGGAGAAGAAACUCCUGAUGACAAAAAUGAGUCAAGAGUUUGAGAUUAAGCGCCUGUCGCUGGAGGAACAGAGAGACCGUCUCCAGCAGCAACUGGACAACUUGAAGGAGGAGCUGUCGGCCAAACUCAAUAUGGCCAAUCAGGAGGUUUCCCACCUCCAGGAUCUGGUGAGGGAGGGGGAGCAGAACCUGGGCUCAGCUCAGACACAGAUCACCUGCCUGAAGGAGACUCAGGAGAAACUCAGGAUAGAACUAGAUGCAACUAGAGCCCGGGUCCGAGAGACCAGUAACCUGCUAACAGACCUGCAGGAGGAGAUCGAAACCCAGAAACAGCAGCAUGAGGCCAGAGUGAUGUCCAUCAGAACAGAGGAGAAACAGAAGAUGGACAAGAUGGCAGAUGACUUGGACCAGAAAUGGAGAGACGCACUGCGGGAGGAAGUGCGUUUGCUAAAGGAGGAGCUGAACGAGGAGUAUGAGGCAGACAAACAGACAGCACUGACACAGCUCUCCCAGCAGAAGGAAGUGGAGAUGAUGGCGGCAAGAGAGAGCUGGCAGAGGAAGGUGGAGGACCUGCUGGAACAGAUCUCUCUGCUGAAACAGUCCCUGGAGCUGCAGCUGUCUCAGUCACAGUCGGCUCUCCAGCAGCUGCAAUCUCAGUUCAACCAGGAGAGAGAGCUGCUGAGCCAACAGCUGAAAGAGAUGCAGAGAGAGCAUCAGAGGAGAGAGCAUCGGUUACAGGAGGCUCACUGCUGUGCCCUCAGCACCAUGGAGGAGGCCAGACAGCACCAGAUCAGGGCCCUGGAGGAGCGUCUGAAGCAGGAGCAGAGGGAGGAGGUUCACGCCCUUAAGGAGGCCCACAGGAGGACCCUAGAGAUCCUGAGACAGCAGUCAGACCAGGAGCUGCAGACGCUGCGAUUUGAAUUGGAAGACGAGGGGAAAGCAAAGCUGGCCUCUCUUCGUGCAGAGCUGAACCACCUCCAUGCUGCAGCCAUAGAGCAUCUAAAGCAUAUCCACCUCAAAGAAAACAGUGCUGCCAAAAGAGAGCUAGAGAAAGCUAUGGAGCACAGUCGCCAGCAGGAACAAGAGCUCCUGGUUCGCAUCUCGGACCUGCAAGCAGAGGUGUGUUCACGUAGCAACCGCAUCACCGAUCUGGACCAUGAGAUCCACUCUCUGAAUGAAACCAUCGACACUCUAACCAGAGAGCUGGAGCUGAAGGGCAAAGAGGUGCUUCGGGUCCGCAGUGAAGCGAACCAUCAGAUAAGGGCCCAUGAGCAAGACUUUUCAAAGAGACAUGAGAGGGAGCUGGGUGAGCUAAGUGCAGUCCAUCACAGAGAAACACAGAUCAUGCUGGCAGACUUCAACAAGGCCCAGGAGGUCCUCAAAGACAAGAUUUCUGCUCUACAAAUACUGUUGGAGGGUACGGAGGAGAAGUUAAGAAACAGAGAAAGUCGACCAGAAGACCUGCAUCUUAUAGCAGAACUCAGAGAGAUGGUGACCGAAAGAGAAGCUCUGGUCAAAAAGCUGGUGGAUGACAAGAAGUUCUACCAGUUGGACUUGGUCAACAGAGAGACGGGUUUCAACAAGGUCUUCAAUUCCAGUGCCAAUGUCGGUGUCAUCAACCCUCUAAUCAAGUGUCAUGGAUAUAGGACCAUGGGUUUGUUACGCUCAACACAGUGGGCUAUAGCUUUAACACCACACUUCUAGGAUGGAUUUUUGUAUCACACGCUUCAUCUGGAGUUGGCAAACAGUUUGAAUGUCAAAUAAUGUAGAACUAAAUACACACAGCCAUGUUUUGUCAUGUAAGAAGACUACACCUACACAUGACUACACCUGAAGUUCAUACACAGGCACACAGAUCUCCAGAAGAAGCUGUUUGUCAUACAAACUCUACAUCAGCCUGGUUUUAUUGCAAGCCGUUUUAAAAGCACACUGAUAGCUGCAGCAUGCAGUUUGGCACCAUUAACUAUUUUCAUACACAGUUGUCAAAUAAAGUUAUUGAUGGCAUAAGAAUACUUGCACAGUAGAUUUGUCUGUGUUGAAAUUGACCUGCAGCAGAGCUGCAACCAUAUGACAAGGAACAAGGACAAUUAAAACAUGCUGUAGAUAAUUGUAUUGUAAUUGUACCUUAUUAAACCCAAAUAUUAGAUGUUGAUGGUGAAUACGACUAGUGGAGUGUUUGUAGUCCUUGUGCUUGAUUUUAUUUAGUGUUUUCUGGUAUAUUUAAUUAUUUUCAAGUGAUUUCAUCAUCUUAUUGUUCUUUUUUAGUUUUUCUUUCCUUGUUGUUUGAGCACUAUGAAUCACCACAGAAUCACUCCAUUCUUCCUGAAAGCGUGAACAUUACCCGUCAUCCGACUGAUAUCACACUGAUGUCUGGGUAUAAAGCUGCGUACGCAGCUGUCGAACCUGCUGCUUAACAGAAACAAUACCGCCUGAUUUCAGCAUCUCUCCUUCUUGUCAUUUUCUCUGUAUUUCUCAUUAUGGGCUCGUCAUAUAACAUUUGCAUCAAUGAUUCACUUCUAAGCUUAAAUGUGCAGGAUUCCACAUUGUUGUGUGUGCAUAUUUGUCUUAAUACCAUCAUUCUUAAACAUAUUGUGCACCUGUGUAAUAAAAAUGUAGACACAUGCACAUUUACUGUAUUAUGAACCAUCUGCAGUUCUGCUAAAUGUAAUGACAUUGUGAACAUUUGAGAUGCCACAACAACCAGAAGAAAUGUACAACUACUUAAAUAACUAGGAAUUGACCUUGCUGAUGUGAAAUUUUUACAACUAAUUCUGAGAAACAGCAUUUUUCUCAGGAAUAUACCAAGCAACAACAAGGAAGCUUUUCAGGUGUUUUUGCAUUAAGCACUGUCUAAUCACAUCUUGUAAGAAGAGAAGGAGACUGACUGAAAAAAAGAAGCAUCUCAACAUCUGCAAGAUUGGUUGCCAUGAAAUCUUACACCGAUCAGCCAUAACAUUAUGAC
This is a messenger RNA of Monopterus albus (swamp eel), 4672 nucleotides long. Its product is annotated as protein FAM184A-like. The record is from RefSeq and is a predicted model, not a curated record. The coding region runs from base 217 to 3414 and encodes 1065 amino acids. Lineage: Eukaryota; Metazoa; Chordata; Actinopteri; Synbranchiformes; Synbranchidae. The transcript is spliced from 23 exons.